Messenger RNA from Eruca vesicaria subsp. sativa (arugula), 882 nucleotides. NCBI's taxonomy places the organism in Eukaryota, Viridiplantae, Streptophyta, Magnoliopsida, Brassicales, Brassicaceae. The record is from the annotation of a GenBank genome assembly.
GAGGGUUUCAAUACGUUAUGUAUGCCUUGAGACUCUCUCCUUUCCCACAACAAACUCGCUCCUAACUUCAUCUCUAAACAAACCUGAAAAAAAUGCUAAAGAAACAAAAUAAUACUAAUAAAAAGGAAAGCUGACCAUUUUCCUGACUAAUAUUCUUUACCACGUUGGAUCUAUCUACAUUGAUCAAUCAUUAUUUCUCCUUCAUCUUCUUCUCUCUCUCAAGAACAAGAAGGAGUUCCUUUCGUUUCUCCUUUCUGGUGCCCUUCUUUAGUUUCUUGAGUUUUGUAGAUUUAUAGGCAUGUCGGAGACCACAAGCUUGAGUCAAGAAGAGGUAACGUUAGGUGAGGUUUCAGUGACGAGAGAGGACGCAUUUUCCGACAAUAAACUCGUGUUGGAAACUUGUCGGAAAAGGAAGAGAUCAGAUGAAGAAGAAAAAGAAGAGGAAGAAGAGAAUGACGGAUUCAAAACACCAACUCGUCCGGAGAAUAGAAUCCAUGAGGUCAGAGAAUGCCCACCGGCUCCAAGAAAAGGUAAAAAGGAAUACUCGACGAUGCACAGAGGUGUAACAAUGACGUGUCGCAGAAGGUUGGGAUUCCCGCCGGAAAAUGCUACGUUUAUAACGGAUUUGCAGUGGAGGACGACGACAAUGACGAUCAAGAAAUAAGUAAUAGAGAAAGAGAUAUUAUCUUGUAGUCUUUUUUUUGUGGUUUUAUUAUGGCCAUUUCUAGGUCACGUUUGGAAAAUACUUGCAUUGAAUUGGUAUUUUGUUUUUUUAGAUUUCUUGACUCUCAGAUAUAUAUUUCUGUAUCAAGAUGAUGAUUAUUUGUCAAUUGUUAGUUUUUGUUUUACUUAUGAUGCUCACGAUCUUUUAAUACAUGUACG